AUGAGUGACGAAGGUAUCUACAGAUGCGAAGCGGAGAACAAGCAUGGAAAGGCUAAAACUCAAGCCACGGCACAUGUCCAAGUGUCGCUUGGCAAAGGUGAUAUGCCCAAGCUGGAAAUGGGAUCUCCACCGAGAUUCAUCAUUCCCCUGGAAGAUCAGACAGUCCUCGUGGGCGGAGUUAUCGAUCUCGAAUGUAAGGUCACCGGAGAACCAAUGCCACAAGUGAAAUGGUCCAAGGAUGGUGGCCCCAUUUGGGAUGAUUCACGUUAUGAAUGGGAUAUUGACGAGGCUAAGGGUAUCUAUCACCUGCGAAUACAAUCGGCGACGGUACACGAUGAAGGCACCUACCGAUGCGUUGCUACCAACGAAUCCGGCUCUGCGACAACCAAAUCCUUCACUCGUAUCGAUGUAUUACUCUCUGAGUUUGAUUCCCUGAAUGCAAUUUCAAGAUGGCGCCUUCUCCAUGCCAAGCUUCCAUCGAAGAGCGUCCCGCCACGGUUCACCAUUCGCCUGGGUGAUGCUCGUGCUGUCGAAGGCCAACCUCUGCGAUUCGAGUGCAAGGUGGAGGGAUCGCCGCUGCCUGAACUAACCUGGCAUAAAGACGGAGUUCAGAUCCAACCUUCUGAUCGGGUACAGCUCAGCAUGGAACCAGAUGGUACCGCUCGGCUUGUCAUUCCACAGUGUUGCAUGGACGAUGAAGGAAUUUACCGAGUAAUUGCCACAAAUCCUUCUGGCACUGUCCACGACAAAGGUAACGCCACUAUCAAGAAGGCUCCUCGUGACCGAGAACGAUCAGCUGAACGCGAUGAAUUCGACGCCAAUAAGGUCCCAAGAGUCGUUGAACCUCUCGAGAAUGUUAAGAUCCCCGAGAAGCAAGGAUUCCGCCUCCGCUGCAAGUUCAGUGGUGAACCGAAGUUGUCCAUUAAAUGGUUCAAGGAUGGCGAACGGGUGUUCCCGUAUGGAAGGCUGAAGCUGUUGGAAUCUCCCGAUGGAGUAUGCGAGCUGAUCGUGGAAUCAUCAAUCCGACAAGAUGCCGGCGGCUACAGAUGUGUUGCGGAGAACGCCUACGGAUCUGCAAGAACCACCUGCGACGUUAUCGUAGUCCAGAAGGAACGAAAACCUAUCACGGACUUCGAUGCUACAAUGAAAGAAGGCAAGGCUCCAGGAUUCAGUGUACCGCUUACGGUUCGGCGAGCAAAGCCGGGCGCUGAUGUUACAUUCGAAUGCGUUCCGUACGGAAAUCCGUUCCCACAUAUCAAAUGGUUGAAGGACGGAAUAGAAAUCGUUGAAUCGGCUAAGGUCAAGUUCGAAGCACUGGAAGAUGGAACCCAACGUCUCCAUUUGUCCGAGGUGGACUUCUUCAGCGAGGGAUACUACCGUUGUGUCGCGACCAACGAACAUGGCACUGCUUCGACCAAGGCUGAACUGGUCAUCGACGUGGGCAUGGAAAGGUGA
Molecule: messenger RNA, 1455 nt
Organism: Cooperia oncophora
Lineage: Eukaryota; Metazoa; Nematoda; Chromadorea; Rhabditida; Trichostrongylidae
Source: the annotation of a GenBank genome assembly